Molecule: messenger RNA, 612 nt
Organism: Acytostelium subglobosum LB1
Lineage: Eukaryota; Evosea; Eumycetozoa; Acytosteliales; Acytosteliaceae
Exons: 3
Biological process (GO): sodium ion transport
Source: RefSeq, a predicted model, not a curated record
UCUAGAUUAGAUACAGGAUAUAGGAUGAAUCUUAGUGAGGAUGUAUUGAAGGGAUUGGAAGCACUCUCUGAUGAAAAGACCAUUCCAAAUGAUGCUUUCAAGGCAUUGAUCGAAUGUGCCUUUGCUGUGAUCCUAAAGACUGACACUGAGAGUACACUUUAUGAGAACAAUGCAUUGAAGUCAGCAGAUGUUAUUGCUGUCAAACAGACUUACUCAGCAUUCGUCACCUUCAUUCUGGAAUCAAUGAAGAUUAAUAUAGAUAAUACAACAAUAACUUCAACAUUGGAGGAUCACAAGCUGUCUGGACCAAGGAUUCAGUUGAUCGUGAGCAUGUUCACCAAGCAUAGAGUGGCCAUCAGAAAGACAUUGUCCAUCACCAACUUCCACUUUCCACACAUCAUCGACGUCAAUUGGAGACUGGACUACUUUAUGAAGUCAAACUCGAUCGAGAAGGUCAACAAGCCCGUCUACUUUAUCAACUUGACCACAGAGCGCGAGGAGGGCGAGAAGGGAGAGGUUCAAUUCGCCUGCACCCUCGAUCAGCUGCAAGACCUCGUCUUUAAGCUGAGAGACGCACAGAAGCAGAUUGAGCGAUCAUCCAUCAAGUCAUAA